This is a messenger RNA of Moneuplotes crassus, 1783 nucleotides long. The record is from the annotation of a GenBank genome assembly. Lineage: Eukaryota; Ciliophora; Spirotrichea; Euplotida; Euplotidae.
AAAUUAUACAAUAUUUCAAAUGUGGACGUACAAAAGCUACUUUAUCUUCGUUGGCCUUGCCAUAAUGGUCAACUAUUCGGCUAGCUUUGAAGUCAGUGAUAGACUUAAGCCCAUUAGUGGAACAUAUGACCCAGAGACAGACUUAAUCUAUUACAAUGGAAGGAUUUUUGUAGAUCAAGAAAAGAUUUUGGUUAAGCAGGAAGACUCUCUUGAAACUGGAUACAGAUAUUUGACUGAAGAGGGACCCAUCCCACAUGAGGAAGGCAACACAGGUGAAGAAGCAAGUGAAGGUGAAGGAGAGAGAAGAUUUACUCCAGGAUCCUAUAUGUUUUACUAUUGCCUUGGUGUUUCAGUUUGAUUGACUCUUGGAGCUGGUGUCAUGAGUGGUCUCACUGUUGGAUAUUUAUCAAUCGAUCAACUUGAGCUUGAACUAAAGUUGCAAAAUGGAACAGAAGAAGAGAAAAAGCAUGCUUUAGCAGUUUUGCCAGUUCUUGAAGAUCAUCAUUAUCUUCUUGUAACAUUACUUCUUGCAAAUGCAUUGUGUAUGGAAGCUUUGCCAAUUUAUCUGGAUAGUAUCGUUCCUUCCGCAUAUGCUAUUUUAAUCUCAGUAAUUGCUGUGCUUUUCUUCGGAGAAGUAAUCCCUCAAUCAAUCUGUACUGGGCCUCAGCAAAUAAGAAUCGGUGCAUGUCUUGCUCCCUUGAUUCAAUUACUAAAAAUCGUUCUGGGAAUUGUAGCUUAUCCUAUAGCAAAGAUCCUGGAUUGUGCUUUGGGAGAGCACAUGGCAACAAGAUAUUCAAACAAUGAUCUUAAAGCAUUGAUAGAGCUACAUUCGUAUAAGGCUCUUGCUGCUCUAGAUGAAGACCAUCAUUCUUCUGAGGAAAUUGGAAGUGGGCUGCAGCCAUACCAAACCAGGAUGAUUAAGUCAGUUAUUGAUUUCAGAAAAGGGACUGUGUCUAAGUUAAUGAUCCCAGCAAACAGAAUAUUUAGCCUUAAUGUUCACAAGAAUAUCAACAACACUACAGCAAAAAAAGUUACAAGAGCAGGGUUCAGUAGAAUUCCUGUAUAUGAGGAGAGGGACAAGAACAGGAUUAUUGGCAUUCUUCUCAUCAAGACACUAAUCGGUCUGGAUUUAUCAACUGGCAGAACAAUAAGUGAUUUGGUAAACGAAGGAGAAGUUACACUCAGAAAACCAAUUUUCAUCGGGCAAAAUGAAAAGCUAGAAAUUUUGAUCAAUCAAUUUGCUGAAGGAAAAUCACAUAUGGCUAUUGUUACAGAUGACCCAGAAAAGAUGGAGAACUACCUUCUCGGAUUAGAGGAUGUUGCUGGAGAAGUCAGUAUGUUAGAUGGUGAUCCUCUUAACCCCGAAAAGCCCUCAAGGCUCCAAAAAGAACCUGCAAAAGUUCUUGGAAUCAUCACUCUUGAAGAUCUCAUAGAGCACAUCAUCAAAGAGGAUAUCCUCGACGAGGCAGACUACGACAACGAUCUCAUCAGAAACAAGAACCCUAAUAUAAAGGCUAUCAAGCAUUAUGGACACAGGAAGUCCAACCUACCUCUUCUUUACAAAGAGAACAAACAAAAGAUUCAGGGAAUUGUGGAAGAUAACCUGAAAGAAAUGUUGGGUCCAGGUAAAAAUUUCAUAAAGACUUAUAACAAGUCUCUCUCAGGUAGAAAGGCUUCCCUCGACAAACCCCUUAUUGAGCUGGAUACUCUCAAUAAGCACGAAGGCAACAAGAGUAGCAUUCACGAUGCAGAACCUUAUACUGAAGAAAAAGCUUAAUUACAC